Acanthocheilonema viteae is the source of this 1257-nucleotide messenger RNA. The record is from the annotation of a GenBank genome assembly. NCBI's taxonomy places the organism in Eukaryota, Metazoa, Nematoda, Chromadorea, Rhabditida, Onchocercidae.
AUGCUCUUAGGUAAGUCAUCAUUAGCUUCAAAUAUCAUCCAUACUUCCCCGGGGAAUCUUGCAGGAAAUCCAAGGACUUUGAAGAUAGCAGUUGAAAUGACCUUAAAUCCAAAUAAUUUAUCACUAAGUGGACUCGGUCCCACUAGUAUAGAAGAAAUUCUAAGACUUCGGCAGGAACGUAAUCAACGGAUACCGAAAUGUGCACGUUGUCGGAAUCAUGGCAUUGUUUCAGCAUUGAAAGGACAUAAGCGUUACUGCAAAUGGAAAGAUUGUUUGUGCGCAAAAUGUACAUUAAUUGCGGAACGGCAAAGAGUGAUGGCAGCGCAGGUUGCGUUACGACGGCAGCAAAGUCAGGAUGAGAAAGAAGCUAAAGAUCUAGAAAUAUUGCUGGGCGUCGAAAGAGCUGGAAAGCUAUUAAAAUUCAUGCGACAAGGUGAAACAAUUACCAGUGAUAAUAGAAGUGAAAGUGUACUUGGUGGUGGACUAUCGCUUGAAGAAGAUAUUAGACUUUGUUUCGCUUUAAGGAAAAUGCGAUCGCAAGGCAGAAUCUUAACUAAUUCAUAUCCUUGCCAACUUAAUAACAUUGCUUGUUUUAUCAUAAACGAUGAAUCACCAUGCAGGGGAUUAACGUUAAUCGAAAACAUAUUAGCAUCGCAACUGCCAGAAGGUCAGUUGAAUGGCUCUCCACUAAACAAAGAAGAUACAACGAAAUCACCGCAAUUAAUCGAUUUGCCAUCAACAUCAUUAAUCAAACCGAAGAUAUCUUCACCAAAUACAGCUACCAGUCAGGAACAUUUGUCCUUUUCCUCAGUAACCUCACAUCGACGAUCUAGAAAUAAUGAUAUCGCGGAUUCGGAAAGCAAUAAGCCUCGCUCACCAUUUGCUGUAGCAGAACCUACCGAAACUCAGCAACCAAUUUGGUCCGCUCAAUGGUCGAAUCCACUAAAUUUUUGCACAUUUCAACCGUUAACACCUCUUCCAUAUCGACCGCAACAUUUUGGACAAGCUGUUUUCCCAUUUGGCGUUGGCUGUUAUCCUAUCAAUCCGACCAUGCUGUACGCGAAACCUCCAUUUUCCAAUAUGCCUGAAGGUGCAAUUCCACAGAUUACACACCCAUGUGAUACCACCACACCUCAAUCCGCCACACAGUUCUCAUACAAUUCGCUUCCACCAUUGCCACCAGCACAAGUAAAUCCUUUGGAUUAUCGACAACAUGUCAAGACUUCGAACUCAAAUGAAGAUCUUCUUGAUGAAUGA